Nyctereutes procyonoides (raccoon dog) is the source of this 504-nucleotide messenger RNA. RefSeq names its product diazepam-binding inhibitor-like 5. The record is from RefSeq and is a predicted model, not a curated record. Gene Ontology annotation, biological process: fatty acid metabolic process. Gene Ontology annotation, molecular function: fatty-acyl-CoA binding. Bases 97 to 360 code for a protein of 87 amino acids. The transcript has a single exon. Gene Ontology annotation, cellular component: mitochondrion. Lineage: Eukaryota; Metazoa; Chordata; Mammalia; Carnivora; Canidae.
AUCACUAGCGUCCAGUGUUUCUAACUCUCCAUCCUCCAGCUUCCAGUGCCAGCCAUCACCCAGAAAGGACACAAGGGCUGGGCCUCAGCACCCCCAAUGUGCCAAGUGGAGUUUGAGAUGGCCUGUGCUGCUAUCAAGCAGUUGAAGGGACCUGUGAGUGAUCAGGAGAAGCUACUGGUGUAUAGCUUCUACAAACAGGCCACCCAAGGCGACUGCAACAUCCCUGCCCCACCUGCUACAGAUGUGAAAGCCAAGGCCAAGUGGGAGGCAUGGAACGAGAAUAAAGGGAUGUCCAAGAUGGAUGCCAUGAGGAUCUAUGUUGCCAAGGUGGAAGAACUGAAGAAAAAAGAUACUGGUUAAGGAGGACAGAAUAUCAAACACAAUGAAGUAGCAUGGCUCCUCUGGUAGCAAAAAGGAUUUCUUAAAAGACCAACGGCAGAAACUUCCUGAAACCAUAACCACCAUAGCUGAUACACAUCAAUAAAUCACUUAAACUGCAAGAGA